UUGAAAAUGCUAAGUUUACGAAAAUUGCUUUUAUUUGUGUUAAGCAUUUUUAGAAUUUUCGAUAACAAAAGAGAAGUUAAGAAUACAUUUGAAGAAGAAUAUGACUACAUUAUUGUUGGCGGAGGUUCAGCUGGAGCAGUACUUGCAAAUCGUCUUUCUGCAAAUCCUAGAAAUAAAGUUCUGUUAUUAGAAGCUGGCAGCAAUGAGAAUAUUAUUACGGAUGUUCCUUUAUUUUCUAUUGCUUUAGAAGGAACUUUUCUCGAUUGGAGCUAUUUUACAGUACCCCAGAAAUUUUCCUGUUUUGGUUUUGAAGAAAAUAGAGCAAGAUGGCCAAGAGGUAAAGUUCUCGGUGGUUCUAGCGUAUUGAAUUUCAUGCUAUACGCCCGAGGAAAUCCUAUAGACUAUGAUAAUUGGGCUCGACAAGGUGCUUACGGUUGGAACUGGCAAGAAGUCUUUCCAUAUUUUCUGAAAUCUGAAGAUAAUACGGAUAUAAAUGUACUAUCGAAUGGAUUUCAUAGCAUAGGUGGUUUUCAAACAGUUUCUGGUCCAAGAUACGCAACACCUUUAAGGGAUGCAUUUUUGGAAUCAGCAAAAUUACUUGGUUAUCCCAUUAAAGAUGUUAGUGGUAUUACUCAAACAGGAUUUUUUUACCCUGAAUCUACGACCAGAUUUGGCUGUAGAUGCAGUACCAAUAAGGCAUUUUUAAAUCCUAUCCGACAUCGCUCUAAUUUAUCCAUACAUUUAUUUUCUUUCGUUACAAAGAUCAUUUUCGAUGAUUUCAAGAGAGCUAGAGCUGUUAUUUUCGAUCGGUUCAAUCAAAAGUAUAAAAUUUAUGCUAGAAAAGAAAUAAUUAUUUCAGCUGGUUCAAUUAAUUCGCCUCAGUUGUUAAUGUUAUCAGGCAUUGGAAUUAAAGAAGAUUUAGAAAAACUGAACAUUCCUGUGAUAUCGGACCUUCCAGUAGGCCUUAAUCUUCAAGAUCAUAUUCAUCCUCUAGGAUUAGAUUUCUUAAUAGAUAAACCUGUAUCUAUUAUGUUUCGUCGUACAUUUAAUCUAUUUAACUUCGUUCAGUAUUUGAAAUUUGGAAAAGGUCCAUUAACGAUAAUUGGAGGACAAGAAGCUGUCGGAUUCAUCCAAACUCGAUAUGCAAAUUUUUCUGACGAUUAUCCAGAUAUUGAGCAGCUGUUAAUAUCUGGUAGCCUGACUUCUGAUGGAGGAGAGUUUUUAUUUCCUGCAUUUAACAUAAAUAAAGAUGUAACAAAUGAUAUCAACAAAAUAUUCAAAGCUCUUCUUAAUCUUAUCGGCGUUAGAAAUGCUGCUACAGAGAGUAAAUCAAUAAAUGAGCCGUUUGAUUGCCAAUACGUAAUUGCAGAGAAAAAGCCUGCGUUAACUUCUGUUAUUUCUGGUUUCAAGAUUAGAAAAGGUACUACAAUAGGUAGUAAAGUACCUUUGCUUAGAGAGAAAAUCUACGAAUUUUUAGAAAGGUUGAUACAUAUUGCUUUGCCAAGGGAAGGAGACAUUAGAGGAUUUAGUGUAAAGACUGUAAUGAUUCCUGUGAUAUCGGACCUUCCAGUAGGUCUUAAUCUUCAAGAUCAUAUUCAUCCUCUAGGAUUAGAUUUCUUAAUAGAUAAACCUGUAUCUAUUAUGUUUCGUCGUACAUUUAAUCUAUUUAACUUCGUUCAGUAUUUGAAAUUUGGAAAAGGUCCAUUAACGAUAAUUGGAGGACAAGAAGCUGUCGGAUUCAUCCAAACUCGAUAUGCAAAUUUUUCUGACGAUUAUCCAGAUAUUGAGCAGCUGUUAAUAUCUGGUAGCCUGACUUCUGAUGGAGGAGAGUUUUUAUUUCCUGCAUUUAACAUAAAUAAAGAUAAAUUAAAAACAACUNCUGUUUUACUUCGUCCUAAAAGUCGUGGAUAUGUGAAAUUAAAAAGUGUUAAUCCUUACGAUCAUCCUAUUAUUCAUCCUAAUUACUUUUCACGUUAUGAAGAUAUUUUGACGAUGAUCGAGGGAAUGAAAACAGCCAUUCAGUUGGGUUUAUCUGAAGCUUUCCGCAAGUUUUCAGCUCGGUUUUAUACAACACCCGUUCCUGGCUGUGAGAAAUUUUUAUUGUUAAGUGAUUCGUAUUUAGAAUGUGUUGCUCGAUCAUUUCCUGCUACGUUGUAUCAUCCGGUGGGAACAUGCAAAAUGGGUGCCAUCGAGGAUCCGACUACCGUUGUGGAUCCUCGAUUAAGAGUGAAAGGAGUUAAAGGGUUACGUGUGGUCGAUGCUUCCAUAAUGCCUAACAUAGUUUCAGGAAAUACCAAUGCUCCAACAAUAAUGAUUGCCGAGAAAGCUGCAGAUAUGAUUUUAAGAGACAAUUCAAAUAUAUAAACAGAAGCAAUAAUAAUUUAACCGAAACAAUAGUUAUAACAAUUUAUAUAAUUAUGUUAAUUAAAAUU
Molecule: messenger RNA, 2432 nt
Organism: Centruroides sculpturatus (bark scorpion)
Lineage: Eukaryota; Metazoa; Arthropoda; Arachnida; Scorpiones; Buthidae
Product: glucose dehydrogenase [FAD, quinone]-like
Exons: 15
Coding region: 7-2364 (785 amino acids)
Molecular function (GO): oxidoreductase activity, acting on CH-OH group of donors; flavin adenine dinucleotide binding
Source: RefSeq, a predicted model, not a curated record